This is a messenger RNA of Laccaria bicolor S238N-H82, 624 nucleotides long. RefSeq lists its product as uncharacterized. The transcript has a single exon. The record is from RefSeq and is a predicted model, not a curated record. Lineage: Eukaryota; Fungi; Basidiomycota; Agaricomycetes; Agaricales; Hydnangiaceae. The coding region runs from base 1 to 624 and encodes 207 amino acids. Gene Ontology annotation, biological process: mycotoxin biosynthetic process.
AUGUCAAAGCACUUCUUGACAUGCAAGACAGAAAGAAGUAUAUCAGCAAGCCCCUUGAAACAUAUUGUGCGCCCUAAUCUCUUCUGUCCAGCCGGUAUUGAAUCUGCUUUACGCCGUGCCGCAGCUUUCGUUGGCACAGACCACCCCAAGCGCCUGCCCGUAUCCGAAAAGCUCGUGAAAAUGACAGUGGAAGAAAGCGCACACUACGGCAUCACCGAUCCCGAAGCUGAAGAGGAGUGGCUCUGGACUGGUACCACUGGGGAUGGCCAUGUUCGCAUCGGAGAGGAGAAGCGCAUGUUCGCGGUGGCGAUGUUUCACCAGCUUCAUUGUCUACGCCGAAUUCGGAGUACCCUUGUCGAAGGGUGGGGCAACAUCCCGGAGGGACGGAAGAGGCAUAUACUCCACUUCUUCAACUACUUGAGGCAGUGGACACUAUGCAAUGCAGAUGUGACCUUGGAGAAGGGAGACUUUGCGAAGAGGAAUUUUACAACGGAGAGAAGGGGGGCGACGCACACGUGCAUUGAUUGGGUGCCUGCAUAUGAGUACAUGACGGAGAAGUGGUUUGAGUGGGAGGAAUUCAAGAGAGUGAAUAAUAUACCUGAGCAUGACGAUGUUACUAAGUAG